Molecule: messenger RNA, 1884 nt
Organism: Penicillium verhagenii
Lineage: Eukaryota; Fungi; Ascomycota; Eurotiomycetes; Eurotiales; Aspergillaceae
Gene: skn7
Exons: 7
Coding region: 1-1884 (627 amino acids)
Biological process (GO): phosphorelay signal transduction system; regulation of DNA-templated transcription
Molecular function (GO): sequence-specific DNA binding; DNA-binding transcription factor activity; phosphorelay response regulator activity
Source: RefSeq, a predicted model, not a curated record
AUGGAUGGCCCAGGCCAGACCUCGAAUGCCGCCCCCGCGGGCAACUCCAGCGAUUUUGUGCGCAAGCUGUAUAAAAUGCUGGAGGACCCCUCCUACUCAUCCAUUGUGCGCUGGGGUGAUGAAGGCGAUAGCUUCGUGGUCCUAGAGUGCGAGAAGUUUACCAAGACCAUUCUCCCGAAACACUUCAAGCACAGCAAUUUUGCCAGUUUUGUGCGCCAACUCAACAAAUAUGAUUUCCACAAAGUCCGACAGAAUAACGAGGAGAAUGGCCAAUCACCAUAUGGGCAGAAUGCCUGGGAAUUCAAACAUCCCGAGUUCCGAGCCAACAGCAAGGAAUCCCUCGACAACAUUCGCCGGAAAGCCCCCGCCCCCCGCAAGCAGACUCAGAGCAAUGAAGAGUCAGCCCCUACGCAACAGAUCGAUCUGCUCAACCAGCAGAUCCUCGCGCAGCAACAGCAGAUUCAGCAUCUUUCUGACCGCUAUGCCCAGCUGACCGUGGACCAUCAGCUUAUGUUGCAGGAAGUGAUGCGAGUGCAAAAGACUGUUUUGAACCACGAGAAUGUCAUUCACCAGGUCAUGACCUACUUGCUUUCCGUGGAUGCGCGCCAAAGGAGAGACAGUAAAGCUGUUGGAUUCCAAGGACAGGGCUCAACCAUGAGUCCUAUGGGUCAGGUGGGAGCUGUGGACGACGAACCGUCUUCACCACUACAAAACGCCUCGAAGCUUCUGAGUGACAUGAACGCCGAGAUUCAAUUCAACCUGCCAAACAUGGAUUCGACAAACGAUCCUCAGAAGGCCGCUGGUGCGGCACCUGUCGCCACACCUUCAAUGGAUGCAUCCCGAAAUGGUAUGGUUCGACCGGCUACCACCGUACCACCGAACCCAGCGAUGGUCUACCCGAAAAUGGGCAACGACUUGGAACAAGUGGUGUACCCCGUCGGGGCGACGAACGGUAUAGACCCGAUGUAUGGCGAGCAUAUCAACAACGUUCCCUACCCGAUGCCCACCAAGACUGAAGUCGACACUGCCGAGGCUCGUCGACAACCAGAUAAUCGGAAAAAGAGUACCAACGUGGACCCCGGCUGGAUGCGCAGCCCCCGGAUUCUAUUGGUCGAGGACGACGCGACUUGUCGACAGAUUGGUGGCAAAUUCUUAUAUUCCUUCUCUUGUGUGAUUGACACUGCAUUUGAUGGCUUGGAAGCAGUGCAUAAAAUGCAGGGUGGCUCAAAGUACGAUUUGAUUCUGAUGGAUAUCAUAAUGCCUAAUCUGGAUGGUGUAUCGGCUUGUCAUCUGAUCCGUCAAUUCGACCAAACCCCUAUCAUUGCUAUGACCUCGAAUAUUCGAAGUGAUGAUAUUCAAUUAUACUAUCAACAUGGAAUGAAUGAUGUUUUACCAAAGCCUUUCACUCGCAAGAGUCUUCUCGACAUGCUGGAGACUCAUUUGACUCAUCUCAAAACAAUCAACCAAGGCGUUGAGGGUCCACCACCUCCUGUCCCGGUCACAAUGGCUCCUCAGACAUCAGCUACACAGUCCAUCAAAGAAGAUAGCUCCCCAGGUCAAUCACCCGCAGGAUCCAUGAACAAUUGGCAAUCACCUGGCCAAUUCCCAGGCAUGCAAGCCGUCCCACCAAACAUGCCUGCAAUGCAAGGACAAUACGUACCCACGGCACCCCCGGCGGCAUAUGGCGUUGAUCCCAAUGGUGUUCAGUUUCCUGCUCCGCCGGUUGCUGUUCCUUCUACUGGAGCUCCCGUUCGCCCGCCGCAUCGUCGACAAAUGUCUGAUAUGUCCAAUGCUGCGGAGAACCAGCAAAACAUGGUUAAACGACAGCGCAUGUAUGCCCAACCCCAGCCGAUGAUGGCAGUCCAAGCCGGACGGCCUGUCUAA